Anopheles funestus (African malaria mosquito) is the source of this 3715-nucleotide messenger RNA. RefSeq names its product paternally-expressed gene 3 protein (gene Cpr76Bd). Lineage: Eukaryota; Metazoa; Arthropoda; Insecta; Diptera; Culicidae. The transcript is spliced from 4 exons. The record is from RefSeq and is a predicted model, not a curated record. The coding region runs from base 268 to 2844 and encodes 858 amino acids.
GCUCUAUGUAGAGCACACAAAAAAAAACCCACAUACAAGGACCUCCGAAACGGCAUUUUAGAACCCUGUGUGCAAUUUUGGUGUUUAGGUGUGCGAGCGCGUGUGUGUUUUGCGUGUAUGAGCUCAAGGAUCCGGUGGUGAAUCCUCGUGCGCUUGGUGCAAUUCCCACGAGUGACAGUUCCAUCCCGGGUAUACAACCUGCGGGACUAGAGUUAGCGCGACGUGGUGUUUCACUUGCAAAGUGUAAUUUUUGUGACUAGCAACGACAUGAAGUUCUUCGCUGCAGUUCUGGUGGCAGCAUGCCUAGCUACAUCCAGCUUGGCCAAUCCGGCCCCGGACUGUCCUCCGAGUGGGCACGUGAGCGGCUAUUCCUACCCAGCACCAACGGUUCAGCUGUCAGUCGGCAAGGCGAUCAACUCGGUCAGCGUGACGCCCGGUUUCUCGUCCUACUCGGUGGACGGUGAUGUGAAGUACGCGUCGGUCGGUCCCUCAUACAGUUCGUACGAAGCAUCCCCCGCCUACAGUGCGUAUGGUGCCUCGGGUGAAGACCUCAAACUGACGAGCUAUGAGGCGGGAGUCAAAACGAUUGCUGCUGCACCGGCUGUCACAUACGCCACCAAGUCCGCUGGUGUCGUGUAUGCCGACAAGUCGCCUGCCGCCACCUUCGCCUCGGUGGUCCCCUCCGUCAGCUACACGAAGACGGUCGCUGCUCCGGCCGUCUAUGCGCAGCCCGCUCUCAGCAAGGUGUACACGAGCGCUGCUCCGGCCUACGUCACGAAGGAAUACCUGCCACCGACCUCAUACGUGGCUGCUCCAGCCGUCACCAAGUAUGCCGCCGCACCGGCCGUCUCGUCGUACGUAGCGACCGCACCGGUCGUCAGCAAGUAUGUGGCCGCUGCGCCGGCCGUCAGCUAUGCGGCUGCUCCGGUUGCCAAGGUUGCCACCACCAGCUACGCGAGCUAUGCUCCUGCUGCCAAGGUCGCUACCUAUGCUACACCAUCCUACGGUUAUUCGGCGUCUUACGCGCCAGCUGCUAAGGCUUAUGCCAGCUACGCGCCCGCUUCAUCUUAUGCUAGCUACGCUCCAGCUGCAUCCUAUGCUAGCUACGCGCCCGCUGCAUCCUAUGCUAGCUAUGCUCCGGCCACGACCUAUGCCAGCUACACCCCGGCUGCCAAGGUAGCCUCCUACACUCCUGCCGUUGGCUACGCUGCAUAUGCGCCUGCCGCAAAGGUUGCCUAUGCUGCUCCGGCGGCCAGCUACGCCAGCUCUUACGCUACCACCUCUAAACUGGCCUAUGCUGCUCCCGCUCUCACCAAGACCGUCGUCUCAGCGGCUGCUCCGGCCGUUGCUUCGUACUAUGCUGCUCCCGCCGUCACUAAGUACUCGGCUGCACCAGCCGUAUCCACCGCUUACGUGUCGGCUCCGACCGUCACCAAGUACGCCACAUCCGCUGCCUAUGCUCCGACCGUCUCCAGCUACGUAGCCCCAUACUCUGCCCAUGCUUACACGCCUGCCGUCAGCAAGUACGUCUCUACGCCGGCAGUCUCAUCAUACUACGCUACACCGGCCGUCUCGAAGGUAGUGUCCAGCCCGGCUUAUGCCUCGUACGUAUCUGCUGCUCCAGCGGUGGCCAAGGUUGCUGCCGUCCCUGCCGUCUCUACUGCUUACGUUUCGGCUCCGGCCACCGUCACCAAGACUGCUUACUCUGGUGCCUAUCUCGCAGCUCCAGCUGUUGCUAAGGUGGCCACAUCGUACGGUCCUGCCGUUGCUUCCUACAGUACCGGUCCAGCUGUGUCGGCUUACAGUACCGGUUCGGAAUACUCAUCGUACUCGGUCGCACCGGCCGUUUCCAAGGUAGUAGCCACACCAGCUGUUGCUGCCUACAGCACCGGUCCGGCUUACUCCAGCUACUCGGUCAGUCCUGCCGUCUCCAAGGUGUACUCGUCGCCAGCCGUCGCAUCGUACAGUGCCGUCCCGGCCGUAUCUAAGGUAUACUCGUCGCCAGCCGUUGCCACCUACAGUGCCGUCCCGGCCGUUUCCAAGGUUGUUGCUGCACCAGCCGUUGCCACGUACAGCACCGUCCCAGCUGUGUCCAAUGUUUACUCGUCGCCAGCCGUCGCUUCCUACAGCGCCGUCCCGGCUGUUUCCAAGGUCUACUCCACCCCAGCAGUUGCCACCUACAGUGCCGUACCAGCCGUAUCUAAGGUGUACUCUUCCCCGGCCGUUGCUGCAUACAGUGCCGGACCGGCCUAUUCUUCCUAUUCGGUCGCUCCAGCCGUGUCGAAGGUUCUGACUACGCCCGCCGUUGCUGCGUACAGUGCCGGUCCAGCUUAUUCCGCCUACUCGGUGGCACCAGCCGUCACUAAGUACGCCACAAGUGCGGGUGCUAUCGCUAGCUACGCUACAUCCGGUGCCGCUCACGGAUACUACGCCGCCGGUCCUGCAGUGUCAACCGCACACUACGGUGGCUACCGUUAUGCUGCCGCUGCCCCAGCACUUACUACGGCCUACACUGCCCCUGCCACCGUGGUCAAGACCGUCGCUCCGACCACCGUCGUCAAGACUGUCGCUGAGAAGUACCUCGAACACUACGACGAUAAUGCUCGCUAUGCUUUCGAGUAUGGCGUGAACGAUCCACUGACCGGUGAUAUCAAGCACCAGAAGGAGGAACGCGACGGUGAUGUCGUCCGCGGCCAGUACUCGCUCGUAGAACCCGACGGUAACGUGCGCACGGUCGACUACUACGCCGACUGGGCGACCGGUUUCCAUGCCACCGUCACCAACAGUCGGGACCAGGUGCACGCCACGAAGGUUCUCGGCAAGCGCGACACCGUGAAGGCGUAAAAGCAUCCUCUUCACUGGCCUACCCAGCACCAGGAAGAAGCGAUCGCGUCGUUGCUUCACUGUACAGAACGUCCUGCACACUCACAUCAUAUCAUUCAAUCACCCAUUCUUCCCAACCGAAAUGAACGUUCCCAUCCGAAAUGAACGAUCGUUCCUCGUUCAAGAAAGAGUUGAAAAUAGCUUGCAAAUUCUAUUAGCGCAUGUCGUUAUUGUUUUGUUUGUUUUUUUUUGUUUGUUUCGUGUUUAAUGUUAAUCACGCCAUAAUCUCUGCCCAUUUGUCCGUUACUGUGAAACCGCGUACCGCUGCCCGCAAAGGACACGCAAGCGAAACGAAUAGAUGGUUUCAAACAGUUUGUUCUUUGUUUUGUAUUGUACUACAACUAUUUAUUUUCGAUAAGUACGUGCGUUAAUAAGUGCACCAUCUAGACCACGUAUCGUCCUGUUAAGAAAGCGCAGGGUAAUAAAAACAAACCCACCUCGUGUGCUUUGUGAGUCCCGCGAAAAGCAACGCACUGCUUGAGCAACACUUCUUUCGCUUGUUUGACUCUAUGUAAAUAUACACCUAUGAUACAUCUACAUCGUUCUCAAAAAUUCGAACCUCACGAUCCAUUACGAACCAUGGCCUUUUUUAGCUUGUCGAUCACAAUCCCAUCUCACAAUCUAAUCGCGAUCGUGUCCCAUCCGGCUAAAUGUGCAGGGACGUACCCAGCUGUUCUAUCAUCCCGUACCUCAUUCCAGGACAUCCAUCAGGACACUUGCCGGACAGCCGUUGGAAAGUGCGCGCGCCCCAUGUUAUCUUUGUGAUAGAAGUGUCAUACAAAUAUAUGUAUUUUAUUACUCUUUUUUUUUUUUAAACAAACACUUCCAUUCA